Molecule: messenger RNA, 2867 nt
Organism: Anopheles gambiae (African malaria mosquito)
Lineage: Eukaryota; Metazoa; Arthropoda; Insecta; Diptera; Culicidae
Product: band 7 protein AGAP004871-like
Exons: 4
Coding region: 1259-2344 (361 amino acids)
Cellular component (GO): plasma membrane
Source: RefSeq, a predicted model, not a curated record
GUAUAAAUUUCAGGUAUAUGCUAAAGAUUUCGCCCCUUGGUCGCAGUUCCGUCUAGCCGAAGGACCACCAUGCCCAUGAUACAAUCUAAUGAAGGGAGUUUUCCCUCAAAUUUCUCUCCCCCUGCUCGACUGUGCGACAUAAAAGAGUAAGCAGAAUCAUUCUCUUUCAUGCGGUGCCCCUCUUGUGUGCAUCCCACUCUAUCCACUUUCCACUCUCAUUGAAGAUAUUGAGGGAUGUGGGGGGAAAUUCUAAAAAAAAACCCACUAAAAAGAAACAAAACCCAUUAACAAGUGCCCGGUUGGUAAGCGGGUUGGGGCGCCGGCCGAACGGCCGAAAAACAAAAGAAUCUCCCGCACACGAAAGCAUCGUAAAGCAAGCGGACGAUGACUACGGCGCUGGUGGAAAAUCGGCUGCCCGAGUGUAGAGUCGAGAGAGCCGUCGUGGCCGUCCACGGGCGUGCUCUCGCACCGUUGGGAAACGAUGAAAUACCACCGACCGAAGAUUCGGUCCCAUCCCGACUCGAAGAUGGAAACACUUGACGCGGCACAGUGGUGGCGCUAGGAAAAAGUGUGCCAGGCGAUAAAAGAGUAAUGGUUUAUUAGGUCGGGACGAGUUUCGGGAGAGCACCGGACACGGCUGACGAACCGCUGCUAGCGUAACAGCCACCACUGUAGCUAUAUGCAGCUCUUCGCGCUCUGGUCGCCUCGAGAGUACGGCUUCCUUGAGAGUCUCCUCGAACAUCUCGAGACAGCGGGACAGCACGCGAAUGCGCCGAGGCGCGAAAACCGAUGACAAUGCGAAGCGCCGCGUUCCGUUUGGUACGCCGACCCGAUGCUGCUGAUGCUGGGUGCGUGCGUACCGUGCCUAUCAGAGGACACAGUCCUGUCAACGGAGUCACCGGUGCAAGAUAACGAAGCGUGUGCUGCUGCUGCUACUCGCUGCUCUCGUGUGCGCGUGAUUUUGAUCGUUCGUGCUUAAGUACUGUUCACUUGCGUUGUUUGAAAGUUUGUUAACGAAAAUACGUCCCCCUGUUAGCACUGCUCGUAAGUUGGUGUCGAUCGUUUUGUGUAAUUGUCAUUAGUGAUCGGUAGGAAGUGGUUUGCUUAUAGCUACACGAAACGUAAAAGAUGUUUUAUUCGAUAGGCCUCGAUCGAUGAUUGGUGGUGAUCAUACCGUGAAAUUUCAGCUCCAAUAACGUGAAAUAGAACACAAAUUCAACGAAAAAAAAAACACUCAUCACAAAUCACCCCCGAAACGAUGUAUCACGCACAGCAUUUGCAAACGCAGCAGCUACAACCACCAAACCAGCAGCAUACCUCCCAGCAACAGCAAGAUCAAGUGCGAUGGAAAGUGAAAACUCCGAUGCACUCUCCGCAGAGUACUUCCGAAGCGUCUCGCAAGCAACCCUACCCUCGGCCACAGUAUUACGCCGAAGCCGAUUCGAUAGGAUGCGUGGAAGUGCUGGCGACCGUGUGCUCGAUCGUGCUGAUGGUGCUGACCCUCCCGAUCUCGCUGUUCCUCUGCUUCAAGGUGGUGCAGGAGUACGAGCGGGCGGUCAUCUUUCGGCUCGGCCGGUUGCGGUCCGGUGGGGCCCGCGGGCCCGGCGUGUUCUUCGUGCUGCCCUGCAUCGACAACUACUGCAAGGUCGACCUGCGUACCGUGUCGUUCGAUGUGCCGCCGCAGGAGGUGCUGACGCGCGAUUCCGUCACCGUGUCGGUCGAUGCCGUCGUGUACUAUCGCAUCCGCGACCCGCUCAACGCGGUGGUGCAGGUCGCGAACUACAGCCACUCGACGCGCCUGCUGGCAGCCACCACGCUGCGCAACGUGCUCGGUACGCGCAACCUGUCCGAGCUGCUGACGGAGCGGGAAGCGAUCUCGCACUCGAUGCAGGUGACGCUGGACGAGGCCACCGAUCCGUGGGGCGUACAGGUGGAGCGUGUUGAGAUUAAGGACGUUUCCCUGCCCGACUCACUGCAGCGCUCGAUGGCGGCCGAGGCGGAGGCGGCCCGGGAAGCCCGUGCCAAGGUGAUCGCGGCCGAGGGUGAGAUGAAAUCGUCUCGCGCCCUCAAGGAAGCGUCCGACAUUAUGUGCGAAAGCCCGGCCGCGCUGCAGCUGCGCUACCUGCAGACCCUGAGCAGCAUUGCGGGCGAGAAAAACUCCACGAUCGUGUUCCCGCUGCCGAUCGAACUGAUCGGACCGCUGAUGAACUUUACCUCCUCGCUGGGCGUGCAGCGCACGACUGCCCCAGUGCGACCGAUGGCACCACCGGCCGCACCACCGUCCACAACGACCAGCACCUCGUCACCGCUCGGCGAUCCGAGCCAGCAGCAGUCGUUUGAGUAGCAACAGCAGCAACAGCAGCAACAGCAGCCACCGAGGGUACACUUGCAGCGGCGUCACCAUCAUCAGCACCGACGACAUCAGCAGCGGCUUCCGCACCACCACCGGGCCCGGGAAGCUUCCGGGCCGGCCGGCGGAGACCGUAAGAUCGGACCCGGCGCGAUCGUCGGGUCGGCAUCGUCUUACUCCAUCUCCUCGGCGGAGGACUCUGCCCUCUGCUCUCCCACCAACCGUUUGGCACGAUUUAUUCUAGACCUGUAAGGGGGAGGAGGAGGAGAAGGAAAUGCUCGAACUCACACUCACACACAUACAGAUAUACAAGCAAACGACGGUCUACUGGUUGGCAGGAUGCAAAUACUUUUCCAUCCACGUUGAACGAGCCACAAUCAAACGAAUUACCUAGUUGUUGAUGUUUUAACAGUGUUAUCAUUUUUGUCAUUCUAUUAUCUUUUGAAUGUGUUUUAACGUACUCCGAACAUGAUUGUAAAUAAAAAUAAAUAAAAGCCGUAUUCGUACUAAAACUAAA